AUGGAAGUGACCUCCAAUGAAAGCAAUUCUUAUUUUGUGGAGGACAAGGUUCUCAGACUCUCAGCCAUCCUCUUGCUCCAGCCCUGCAAGGGCGGGGCAUUCAGGUACUGCACGUUCGUGAUGGACAUCCUGCGGCUUGGUCGCCAUAGGAAGCGGAGGACCCGGGGGCUCUCGUUCGCCUCGAAACGCCCCGGAAUGUGGCUCCAUCGACGCCUGUGCACGGCGGAUCUCCCGCUGCGGGCGGGCGCGGACUGGGAGUCUGAAAGUGGAGGGGAAGUGUUCGCCGUGGGCUGGCAUCAGACCCCGGUGCAGGUGUCUCCUGGACCCCUCGAGGGCCCAGAGCCGGUACCGAGGAGCCGGCGUGGAAGGGGCGCUUUCCUGGCCUCCUGGAGGCGCAGCAGAGCGGGGCGUCCCCAGCCAGGGCAGCGGUGCGGGAACCCUGCGGCGACUUCAGGGGCUGACCCAGGGGCUGAGCCCGGCGUUCUGCCCCGGGUGGAGCCUGCAGGGAUGGUCACGAGGGCCCCGCCUGGCCUCGACACCAGCGUGGGGAUAAGUGAACAGGACCAGAAGGGACGUGGGCUGGGCUCUCGGAAAAGCUGGGGUCCCUCCAGGGAGGACCUGGUGGCACAGUCUCCGUCCCUACUCCUUAAGCUCCUGGUUCAGGACUGGGAACAAGUACCUUCCCACCGGCCCUCGGGAGCUCACAGUGAUCCGACUGCCCAGGAGGCCGGCCUCUCCUGGGACUUCAGCCCCCUGGGGAUGAGCUGUGGGAACUCUCCAUCCCAGCUGGGAUUCAAGAGCUGCUGCUUCUCAGGAUGCUUUGAGGGACGCUCCCUCGAGUUUUCAGCGAUCUAUGCCCAUUUUGACAUUUCUGUGGAAGACGAGCCCUCUGCCAUGAACCAGCCGGCCCCGGGGGUUCCCCCACCACCCCGCCGUGUGAGGCUGAAGCCCUGGUUGGUGGCCCAGGUGAACAGCUGCCGGUUCCCAGGGCUUCAGUGGGUCAACGGGGAAAGGAAACUCUUCUAUAUCCCCUGGCGCCAUGCCACAAGGCAUGGUCCCAGUCAGGAUGGAGACAACACCAUCUUCAAGGCCUGGGCUAAAGAGACAGGGAAGUACACUGAGGGGGUGGACGAGGCUGACCCAGCCAAGUGGAAGGCCAACCUGCGCUGCGCCCUUAACAAAAGCCGUGACUUCCGUCUGAUCUAUGAUGGCCCUCGAGACAUGCCACCACAGCCCUACAAGAUCUAUGAGGUCUGCUCCAAUGGCCCUGCUCCCACAGAGUCCCAGCCCACUGAUGAUUACACUCCUGGAGAAGAGGAGGAGGAAGAGGAGGAGGAGCUCCAGAGAAUGUUGCCAGGCCUGAGCAUCACAGAACCCGUGCUACCCGGGCCUCCCAUAGCACCCUACUCCUUACCCAAAGAAGGCGUCAAGUGGUCACCUGCUCUCCAGUCAUCCGUAGGGCUGGGUCCCCCUGCCCCAGACCCAAAUAUCCUGGCCCAUCCCUCUGGAAAUCCUGCUGGCUUCGGGCAGAUUCUCCCUGAGGACCUGGAACCUGGACCACUGGCUUCCAGCCAGCCCCCUAUAGAACAACUCUUGCCUGACCUGCUGAUCAGCCCCCACAUGCUGCCUUUGACUGACCUGGAGAUCAAGUUCCAGUACCGCGGUCGUCCACCCCGUGCCCUCACCAUCAGCAACCCACAAGGCUGUAGGCUCUUCUAUAGCCAGCUAGAAGCCACCCAGGAGCAAGUGGAACUCUUUGGCCCUGUGAGUCUGGAGCAAGUGCGCUUCCCUAGCCCAGAGGACAUCCCCAGCGAGAAGCAGCGUUUCUAUACAAACCAGCUGCUAGAUGUCCUGGAUCGUGGGCUCAUCCUUCAGCUGCAGGGUCAGGACCUGUAUGCCAUCCGUCUGUGCCAGUGUAAGGUGUUCUGGAGUGGGCCCUGUGCCUUAGCCCAGGGCUCACACCCCAACCCCAUCCAGCGGGAAGUCAAGACAAAGCUCUUCAGCCUAGAGCAGUUUCUCAACGAACUCAUCCUGUUCCAGAAGGGUCAGACCAACAUCCCGCCACCUUUCGAGAUCUUCUUCUGCUUUGGAGAAGAAUGGCCUGACCUCAAACCCCGAGAGAAGAAGCUUAUUACUGUACAGGUGGUACCGGUUGCAGCCCGCUUGCUGCUGGAGAUGUUCUCAGGGGAGCUUUCCUGGUCAGCAGACAGCAUCCGGCUGCAGAUCUCAAACCCAGAUCUCAAAGACCACAUGGUGGAGCAGUUCAAGGAGCUCCAUCACAUCUGGCAGUCCCAGCAGCGGUUGCAGCCCAUGGUCCAGGCCCCUCCUAUGGCAGGCCUUGGUGCUGGCCAAGGGCCCUGGCCCAUGCACCCAGUUGGCAUGCAAUAACAAGGCUACAGAUAGUUGCUGGCCUGGGCUUCCUGGGGCAACUGUGGAGAUUGGCAUGGCAAUGUAGUGGUCCCAGCAGGCCUGGCUGGCUGCAGGGUUCUACCUCUGAGUCUCUUGAAAGAAGAGUCGGCCCAAAAAGGACAUAGAAGAGGUCACGUUCUCCCUAAAAUUCAUUUUGAGCACUGUCUUGCAGGGAUUUCUCUAAUGUUUGGCUCUGAAGAAAUGUAGCCAGCAGCUCUAGUGGGAGGGAGGGAGUAUCACUAGUCUGGGGCCUAGAUACACAGGUCCAAUUACCCCAGGGUAGCCAACUUUUAUGGUUGCCCCAAUUCCUCUAGCAAAAAAGUGCCAAGGAGUGUUGGUGGGGCUUCUGCAGGGAACAGGCCUGAUUCGGGGGUUCCCUAGUUUGA
This is a messenger RNA of Cricetulus griseus (Chinese hamster), 2795 nucleotides long. NCBI's taxonomy places the organism in Eukaryota, Metazoa, Chordata, Mammalia, Rodentia, Cricetidae. The record is from RefSeq and is a predicted model, not a curated record.